Heteronotia binoei (common prickly gecko) is the source of this 1321-nucleotide messenger RNA. Its product is annotated as zinc finger protein 501-like. Bases 56 to 1273 code for a protein of 405 amino acids. The transcript is spliced from 2 exons. The record is from RefSeq and is a predicted model, not a curated record. Lineage: Eukaryota; Metazoa; Chordata; Lepidosauria; Squamata; Gekkonidae.
UCUUUCAGGGUUCAGUGACCUUCGAGGAGGUGGUGGUGUGCUUCACUGAGGAGGAAUGGGCUUUGCUGGACCCAGCCCAAAGAGCCCUGCACAGGGAAGUCAUGGUGGAGAAUUAUGGGAUUGUGUCCUCUUUAGGCUCCAAUCCUUCUUCCGGAACUUAAUAAGUAUUCUCUUGCUUCAUCCAGCAGGCGAUGGGUGGAAGAGUGACACUGAGGAAGAUCUGUUUAUGGUGUCCUGGGGACGGGACAAAUCUGAAAAGACCAAAAAACAGAGAAGGAAAACCAAUCUAACUGGGAAGAAUGAGUCUUUCCCUUCUCAGCUUGGCAACUUCCAAGAAAUCCCGGUGGAAGCAAAAAUAGACAAAACUAAGAAAAGAUAUAAGUGUCCUCUGUGUGGGAAAAGCUUCAGUUUUAAGUCAAGGCUAAAUCUUCACUGGAGAAUCCACACUGGAGAGAAACCGUAUAAAUGUUUGGAGUGCGGAAAGUGCUUGUGUAGCAAUGCUAGCCUUCAGACUCAUCUGCGAAUGCACACAGGGGAGAAGCCCUUUGAAUGUUCAGAGUGCGGAAAGAGUUUCAGUCGGAGGCAUAAGCUUGUAAGCCAUCAGAGACUUCACACCGAGGAGAAACCGUAUAAAUGCACUGAGUGUGGAAAAGGCUUUUGUGAAAUCUCGAGCCUUAAGAGACAUCAAGGAAUCCACACAGGGGAGGACUACAAAUGCUUGGAGUGUGGGAAGAGUUUCAGUCAGAAGUCAGACCUUAGAAGGCAUCAAAGAAUGCACACGGGAGAAAAGCCCUAUAAGUGUCUGGAGUGUGGGAAAAGCUUCACUUGGAGCAAAACUCUGAUCUACCAUCAAAGAAUGCACACGGGUGAGGAUCCAUUCAAGUGCUUGGAGUGUGGAAAAAGCUGCAGUACAGGGUCUGACCUCAGUAGACAUCAAAGAAUGCAUACAGGGGAGAAACCGUUUAAAUGCCUGGUGUGCGGGAAGAACUUUACUCGGAACAUACAUCUCACUUCACAUCAAAGAAUGCAUACUGGGGAGGAACCAUAUAAAUGUGCGGAGUGUGGGAAGAGCCUGAGCACAAGCUCAGCCCUCACUAGGCAUCAGAGAAUCCACACAGGGGAGAAACCAUAUAAAUGUCCAGAGUGUGGAAAGAGUUUCACUUGGAGUACGUCCCUGACUUCCCAUCAACGAAUGCACACAGGGGAGAUUCCCAUGCCUAAGAAUUGUCACAACAUGGAAACAACUUCAGUGGAAGUUCAGAUCAUCAUAUAAGGGUUUCUACUCCAGCAAAAUCACAAAAAUAGAGUUUUUUCACCCAAU